GUGGUAGAAGAGGAGAUGGAGAACUGGCUUUGCUCAUGCCUUAUUUUAUUUUUUCAGAACUCAAUCCGUCACAAUCUGUCCCUGCACAGCAAGUUUAUUAGAGUGCAAAAUGAGGGAACAGGAAAAAGUUCUUGGUGGAUGCUUAACCCAGAAGGAGGAAAGAGUGGAAAGUCUCCACGGAGAAGAGCAGCAUCCAUGGAUAACAACAGCAAGUUUGCAAAAAGCAGAGGUAGAGCUGCCAAGAAAAAAGCAGCCCUUCAAUCAGGCCAGGAAGGAAAUGGCGACAGCCCAGGGUCACAAUUUUCAAAGUGGCCUGCAAGCCCCAGCUCUCACAGUAACGAUGACUUUGAUAACUGGAAUACAUUUAGGCCUAGAACUAGCUCUAAUGCUAGUACAAUUAGUGGAAGACUUUCUCCAAUUUUGCCAGAACAGGACGAUCUUGGAGAUGGGGAUGUACACCCUAUGUCAUACCCUCCAUCAGCAACCAAAAUGGCUUCUACUCUCCCCAGCCUUUCAGAAAUGAGUAAUUCUGAAAAUAUGGAGAAUCUCUUGGAUAACCUCAAUCUCUUGUCACCUAAUACACCAAUGACUGUAUCAACUCAGUCUUCACCUGCUACAAUGAUGCAACAAGCACCAGGUUAUUCAUUUACAUCAUCAACCACGAGUAUAGGUUCACCAAAUCCAGACUACAGAAAAUUUACAUAUGUUCAAGCUAGCAUGAACUCUUUGCCCCAGAUGCCUUUGCAGACUCUUCAAGACAGUAAAUCAGGCUAUGGACCAAUCAGCCAGUAUAACUGUUCUUCUCCAGGACUCCUGAAAGAGUUACUGACUUCUGAUUCUCCUACCCACAAUGACAUCUUGACAUCAGUAGAUACUGGUGUUCCUCAGCCCGGUGGUAGAGUAUUGGGCCAAAAUGUGCUGAUGGUCUCUAAUUCAGUGAUGCCAACGUAUGGUAAUCAGCCAUCACACAACAAAAUGAUGACUCCCAAUGCCCGCCCACACCAAGGACAUAACCAGCCAACACCUGCAGUCAAUGGCCGUGCCUUGUCACAUACCGUGAACAGCAUGUCACAUACUUCAGGUUUAAAUCGCCUGUCCACGGUGAAAACUUCAUUACAAGUGCCUAUGAGUCACCCAAUGCAGAUGAAUACUAUGAACCCUUAUGCUCCUGUUAACAGCUGUAAUGGCUAUGGAAGAGUGGGAAUUGUUUCUCUCCAUCAGGAGAAGCUCCCAAGUGACUUAGAUGACAUGUUAAUUGAACGGUUGGACUGUGACAUGGAGUCAAUUAUUCGUAAUGACCUUAUGGAUGGAGAAACUCUAGAUUUUAACUUUGACAGUGUGUUACCUAACCAAAGUUUUCCACACAGUGUAAAGACAACCACACAUAGUUGGGUGUCAGGCUAGGAUUUAAUGGAAGGCUACAAUGUAAAGUUCUUCAGCCUUGUCUGACAGCAGGAACUGAGAAAAGCAGUCCAAAGAUGUCCUUCACCUUCCCUUUAGUUUUCUUGAUAAAACUGUUCUCUCUCUUUCCUUGCGUCAGAGUUGGCAGCAGAGAGAGUUUUCCUGUACAGGAUGUUUGCCCAGUGUUUGCAGGUUAUGUGCUGCUGUAGAUAAGAACUGUGCCAUUGGAAAUGUCAUUACUCUGAAGUGCCAAAUUCACUACACCAUAUAAUCACAGAAAAUACUUUUGCAUCAUAUUGUACUUUCAGUUUUGUACAGUAUGAGCUGUAGAUGCAGACUUGUUUUUUUAAGAAUAUCCAUUUGGUCCAGAAAAAAUUGUAAACUUUUUGUAACAAUACUGUGAUGAUCUCAUGCCCUAUAAGUAAGUUUUAACUUGUGCUGAUGUUACCUGUGUUCUGAUGAACUGAUGAAGCAAGGGGAUUGUUUUGCAGCUGUAUGAACUGCCUUACGUUUAUUAAAACUGCUGCACAGUUUCUCUUAUGAGAACAGAGGAGUCUCUUAAAUAUGGUCCAGCUGAACUCACUGACUAGUCAAAUGGUCAAAACAAACAGUAGAUUAAAUUCCAAUUUGGUAGGAUACCUAUCUGUCUGUAAAUUUAUACAAGAUUAUCUCUGGAUCUAGUUUUCAGACUAAUGAAUUUAUUGUUGGACUUGAGAACUUUUGGAAUAGUUAUCAAACUAUUUUUUAUUAUACUUAAAGUCUACUUUGUUACAUAAUCUACUUUAAAAUUGACAGAAUUGGAGAUCUGGCAGCAUAUGUAACCUCUUCAUUUUGUACAGUGUUUUAACUAGAUUAAGCAAACAUUUUAUAUAUUUGUCCAGCACUUCGGAGUGCUAAUAAAGAAAAGCUUAACAAGUAUCUUGAAGACAGCAUUUCUGACCCCUUUUUUUGGCAAGAGUGAUGUAUAGAUAGAUACUUUCCCUUUUACGUUUAGGAAAUAUUUAAUCAUUUUUAUAUAUAUGCAUUUUUAGAAACCUCAUCUGCUUCUAUUCCCAUUUUAACUCUGACUACCACAAAGUGUUAAGUAUUCAUUCUUAAAUGCUUGUACAGUGCUUCAUGUUGUAUUUAUUUCAUGGAGGUCUCAUAAUGUUUGUGGACUCGAAAGCAAGACCUUUUCUUUAAGAACGUUUACAAGUUGAAUACAAUUAGAAAGAGAAUCUCCAUUUAGCAGUAGUUGCCCUGUCUGUCAGCGUUUCUGUUCUAAGGAGGGAUACAAGUGCUCUUUUAAAGGAGGGACUGACAUUUCAGGACAAAAAUGUAUUUGUUCUUUUCCAUGUGCCUAAAAAGGAUGGAGGGGAGUUGAUUAGGAGGCAAAGUAAUACAAAUAAUUUUAUUUUGGAGGUAAGACAUAGUGCUAGUUACCCAAGUUCCAGUCCUGCAUAUCUUGAUUCACAAUGAAUAGUCCCAGUGACAUCCA
Gavialis gangeticus (Gharial) is the source of this 2878-nucleotide messenger RNA. RefSeq names its product forkhead box O1 (gene FOXO1). Lineage: Eukaryota; Metazoa; Chordata; Crocodylia; Gavialidae. Gene Ontology annotation, biological process: regulation of transcription by RNA polymerase II; insulin receptor signaling pathway. Gene Ontology annotation, molecular function: DNA-binding transcription factor activity, RNA polymerase II-specific; RNA polymerase II cis-regulatory region sequence-specific DNA binding. The transcript is spliced from 2 exons. The record is from RefSeq and is a predicted model, not a curated record. Gene Ontology annotation, cellular component: nucleus. The coding region runs from base 16 to 1404 and encodes 462 amino acids.